Messenger RNA from Halteromyces radiatus, 1135 nucleotides. RefSeq lists its product as uncharacterized. Gene Ontology annotation, molecular function: cyclin-dependent protein serine/threonine kinase regulator activity. Lineage: Eukaryota; Fungi; Mucoromycota; Mucoromycetes; Mucorales; Cunninghamellaceae. The transcript has 5 exons. Gene Ontology annotation, biological process: regulation of cyclin-dependent protein serine/threonine kinase activity; regulation of transcription by RNA polymerase II. Bases 76 to 903 code for a protein of 275 amino acids. Gene Ontology annotation, cellular component: nucleus; transcription factor TFIIK complex. The record is from RefSeq and is a predicted model, not a curated record.
UGCUUAUUUCAAUCUAUUCUCCACUUUUGUACAUAUACUCACAUACAUUCCUUUUUUUUUUUGUUUUUUGAAGUCAUGGAUAACAAACCAGCUUUAUAUGAAGAAUCCUCACAAUACCGACAUUGGCGAUUCAGUCCUUCACAGUUAUGGGAAAUACGACAAUCUUGCAAUGAAGCAGCUAUACAACGUGUGCGCAAAAACAUAGAAGAGGAUAAAGCAGCAAGUAAAACAACCUCAGAAGAAAAAGAACCAGUUUUCAUUACAGCCGAUGAACAGGUUAAACUAUGUCGAUAUUAUGAAGAACAAAUCCAAGUGAUUUGUCCUCAUUUGAAAUUAUCUGAUAUGGUGAUGGAUAUACUAUUUACCUGUUUAUUCAUGGCUACCAAAUCGGAAAGUGAACGGAUCUCUAUUAGUGAUUUUGGUAAAAAUCUACAAUUACCAAAUACUGAUAUGGUACUUUCUUUGGAAUUCACUGUAUCUCAAGGAUUACAAUUUGAAUAUAUGGUACAUCAUCCUUAUCGAGCAGCAUAUGGUUAUUACUUGGACAUUCAGCAUACAGGUGAUCCGAUAGAUCUAGAACUCUUACAAGCUACUUAUAAUCAAGUUGGUGGGGUCAUCAAAAAGAUGUUAUUGACUGAUUUACCUUUGAUCUAUCAACCUUCACAAUUGGCCAUUGCGGCUUUCAUCAUUGCUGGUCAACAUAAUGGAUUUGAUUUAAGAGUGAAAAGAUACUUGGAACAACGAUUGGAUAAAGAACUCGCAGAUACAUUAUACACCAUGACCAUUCUUAUAGAUGAAACUUUGAUUGAAAAUGCUCCAGUUCCUCUUAGUGUGGCAACAGAAAUCGAUGCUCGUUUACGCUCUUGUAAAAAUCCAGCCAAGAACCCAGAGUCUGCAUUGUAAGUUUUUCUUUUUAUGAUGAAGGAUGGUAACUGACGGUUGUUAUUUAGGUACAAGAAACGAUUGGCGGAAAAGGAAAGCAAUGAGGAUGGACAACGGAAGCGGGCCAAACUGGAGGAUGAUGAUGAUGAUGAUUUACCAUUUGAUCGACCUAACUAGUUUAGUGAAUCAUAUUUUUUUUUUAGUCUAUGAUUUAUUCUUCGUGUAGAUUCUUCUUGUAUUCGUUUUACCUUUU